Messenger RNA from Papaver somniferum (opium poppy), 819 nucleotides. RefSeq names its product F-box protein At5g65850-like. Lineage: Eukaryota; Viridiplantae; Streptophyta; Magnoliopsida; Ranunculales; Papaveraceae. Gene Ontology annotation, molecular function: protein binding. The coding region runs from base 1 to 819 and encodes 272 amino acids. The record is from RefSeq and is a predicted model, not a curated record. The transcript has a single exon.
AUGGAGGCUAGAAAAAGUCGUACUUGUUGCUAUAUCGGUGGUUCUACCUAUUGUUUUGGAUAUGAUCCUGCCACUAAGAAACACAAAGUCAUGUGCAUGUGGAAUAUGUCACGGAAACAGGAUGAUGGGACUAUCCUUGAUGGCCUAGUUUGUGAGAUCUUGACUUUAGGCCACAAUUCAUGGAGAAAGAUCGAAGCUGCCCCGCCUCAUCAUUUCUGUCGCAUUGUAUGUUCCGUAUAUGUGAACGGAUCUGUUUAUUGGUUUCCUGGUAUAGUUGAGUGUGAUAACGAUGAUGAUGUAUUUAUGGUGGCAUUUGAUGUUGGAAAUGAGAAAUUUAGAACGAUUCAAAUUUCCAAGUUCAGAUCUGGUAGUAAGCCUUCUGACCCAGAUCCUUUCCUCGACCGUUGCCAUUUAUUAGAAGUGAACGGAUGUGUUGCUAUAUUACGUAGAAAUACUGCCGACACGGCUGACCUAUGGGUAUAUGAAGACAGCGACAAAGAGAGUACUUAUAAAGCUACAACCAUGAACUCCACUGACAAGAAAUGGACUAAGCAUACCAUCACCUUACCUGUUCAUUGGGUAGAAGAGCGGGAUAUGUAUUUUCAUACUACUACUGGAGCAGAUCAAAUCAUCCUGGAAACUCAUUUAAUGAAUUCUGAUGGGCGCUCAAAGGCCGUGUCAGUUUAUUCAUAUGAUUUGAAGAAAAAGUUUUUCGAGGAGAUUAAGAUUAGUGGUAUUCCCUUGUCAAUUCCUUUAUAUUUCGAUUCUAGACUAUGUAUUUCGUUCAGCGAAAGUUUGUUGUCCUUAUCAGAAGCCUAA